Echinococcus granulosus is the source of this 1089-nucleotide messenger RNA. RefSeq lists its product as hypothetical. NCBI's taxonomy places the organism in Eukaryota, Metazoa, Platyhelminthes, Cestoda, Cyclophyllidea, Taeniidae. The record is from RefSeq and is a predicted model, not a curated record. Gene Ontology annotation, cellular component: cytosol; membrane. The transcript has 6 exons. Bases 1 to 1089 code for a protein of 362 amino acids.
AUGUGGUACAGACCGGUGCUCCUGCUUGCCUGUCUCGCGUUGGCUGUGGGGGCGUCAUGGUCUCGCUCCCCUAUCGACGCCAACCUCUCGGCCCACCAGGCCGAGGAGCUCUUCGCUGCCACCGAGCGCGCCCUCGUCUUCAUGCUGCGCAACUACGACGCCUUAAAUCUGGACGGUGUCUUGGGCGUAAGAGUACUACAAGGUGUCUACGACCAACUCCUUGCUGCAUGUGGCCCGGAUUUACCGAGGCGAAUGGCUGAAAAAAUGGAACAACUGCAGAAGUUGGCGAAUCUGGUGGGAACACUCGGUACAGUAACUGCUGCCAUCAAAACUCCUUUCUAUUUUUCAAGAGCAAGCUUUCUACUGAAUGCCGAACUUUGGCGGUUUAUUCUUCCGACAAGGCAUUUUGAGACCUUACCCACGACCGAUAUGAACUCGAUAUUCACUGAUGACAACAUUUCUGAAGUUUUAUCAGAUCACUGUCUCCUCGAAUUCACUCAACAUGACUCACACCCACAAUGUGCCAUUUCUCGAGAGUGCUUUGCCAAUAUGAAUGCGGAUAAUCACACAUCAUACAGUUUAACACACCAAAUCCUCUAUUACCUCGUUGGUAUUGGGGCUCGUUGUGAUCUUCAACUGAUUGAUCUGGCCGGAGCAGAACCUCAUGUGGAAUCAGUUGAACAAAAAAUGGCCCAAUUUUGCGCAAAAAUCGACAGUGAAGCGAGGACCCUGGCCAAAAACGACUUUCCAAAAGAGGCCCGUGACCUUUUCAUGGAGCAAGUUGGAAUGUGUGGAGUGGCAGGAUUCACACAAAUCGCACGUCCGGAGUGGUUGGACCGGAUAGUGACCUGGCAGAAUCCUCACUCCGGCUGCUACCACAGAUUCCGCGGUGAAAAUUUCGACCCGGAAAACUUCAACCCAUUGCGCUACGGCAACUACCGUAAACGCUCCGAGAGCUGGAUGCGCGGUGGGAAGAGCGCGGAAGAGGCGUGUUUCUCCCACCGCACCGCCGUCGCCCUCAUCGCUCUCGCCGCCUUCGCUCGGCGUCUCGCGGAGCAGCUCGUCUCCCCUCUCUCUCUCCCACCCUAA